AUGGUGUUUCUAUUCCAGAUGGGCAUCGGGAUCUCGUUGAAUUUAUUCCUCUUCCUCUUUUAUUCCCGCACGGUCACUGCCAGCCGCAAGUUCAGCCCCUCAGACUUGAUCCUCAUCCAUCUGGCCUUCUCCAACGCCGUCAUCCUCCUCAGCUUCGGACUCUCGGAGACCCUGUCGUAUUGGGGACUGAGAAAUUUCCUCAGCGAUGUCGGAUGUAAAAUCCUCAUGUACGUUUACCGAGUGGGCCGGGGCCUGUCCAUCUGCAGCACCUGCCUCCUGAGCGUCUUCCAGGCCGUCACCAUCAGCCCCGGGACUACCCGCUGGGCCCGGAUCAAAGCCAGGCUAGCCAGGGGCGUCGUCCUCUCCUGCCUCCUCUCCUGGGGCCUCAGUCUGCUCGUAGAUUUAGACGCCCUGUUCAACAUCACGGGCCCUCGGAACAGCAGCGUCGCCAGAAUGAUGUUGGAUCUCAAAUACUGUUCAAAACUCAGUGACAGCGCGGAAACCACCCUGCUCAUCGCUGUCGUGUUCUCCCUCCGCGACCUGUUCUUCGUGGGGCUCAUGAGCUUGGCCAGCGGCUACAUGGUUUUUGUCCUGCACAGGCACCACCGGCAGGUGCGACACCUCCACGGGUCCGGACGCUCCUCCGGGGAGAUGCCCGAAGUCCAAGCGGCCAAGAGAGUGGUUGCCCUGGUCACCCUCUACGUCCUCCUCUACGGGCGGCAGUCCGUCAUGCUGAGCGUCAUUCUGAACCGGAAGGAAAAGUCUCCUCUGCUGACGAACAGCCACCUGGUGUUUUCAAUCACCUUCUCCUCCAUGAGUCCGCUUCUGAUGAUCCACGGCGACCGGAGAAUGAGGACGUUCUGGAAAAGGGAAUCUGCUGUGUCCCACGUGGAUUCUGCAGUAGAAUUCCAAGGAAGCCGCCUGCCUGCCCAACGAGAGAAUUCCUAG
Ornithorhynchus anatinus (platypus) is the source of this 948-nucleotide messenger RNA. RefSeq names its product vomeronasal 1 receptor ornAnaV1R3011. Gene Ontology annotation, molecular function: pheromone receptor activity. Gene Ontology annotation, biological process: G protein-coupled receptor signaling pathway. The transcript has a single exon. The coding region runs from base 1 to 948 and encodes 315 amino acids. NCBI's taxonomy places the organism in Eukaryota, Metazoa, Chordata, Mammalia, Monotremata, Ornithorhynchidae. Gene Ontology annotation, cellular component: membrane. The record is from RefSeq and is marked inferred.